AUGGCAGGUCACGGCUCUUUAUCAACUCCCCUCGCCAGACCUCCCUCUGCGGCUCCAGCCGAUCCACUGUGCAGAAUAGCUGCGACUACCCCAAACCUACAGACGCCGCCUGCGCCUACCAAGUUGACCUCCUACUUCACCCAAAGCCAGUUGGCACUUGCUCUUGCUAUCCAGAAGUCAAAACCUCAAGAUGUCUCCACCAAAGACUACUGCCUCCAACUUCGAAAGAACAUACAAAGUCAUCGAGAGUCUGCGGUCGAGAAACAUCGUUAUAUCGACACAUGCGAAUUCUGGAAGGACCAGUACAUGAGGAUUUACCAGGAGAAGAACGAACUCGAGGACAAGGUUCACCAUUUGGAGCAAGUUCAACAAACUCGAGACGAGCUUGGAGUCGCAAAUCUGGAUAACGAGAUAAUAUCAAAUCAUCCUGGAAAGCGCCGGAGGUCACCCCAAGACGUUCAAGGAUCGCUCGAUGUCCAGCGAUCGAAUCCAUCACCCGAUGAUGACAGUGACCUCAUGUUGAGCAGAUAUGUUCUUCGAAUUGGACGGCAACGCAGCCAUCUGGAAAAAUGUAUGAAAGAAUCAAAUAUUCCCGACUAUCUUGAUAACCUCGCCAAGUUAUCUCAUCAAACCCUCCUACUUCUUGAGACAGUUCUGUCUGAUUGUAUUAUUCCAUUAUGGUCUUUGAGGUGCAGUGAUAAUACCCAAAGGGUUUGUCUCCUCCGGCAAGUGAUGCAUCAAAUUGUACUGAGCUUUCGUGCCUCUUUCCACGCUUUGAAUGAGCUAUGCCGUACCAUUCUAGGAAGAGCAAAGAGGUUCGACACUAUCUACCGCCUCGUCAUGUUCUUCAAGAUAGCUCUGGACCAUUUGCACACAGUUUGUACCCUACAGGCCGAAAAUGAAAUUGCGGAGAGACGAAGAACUCGGAGCAAGCGUGUCAAGAUAGAAGAUGAAUACGCUGUUAACAAAUACCUGUGCGAGGCACUCAUCUCGAUUGCCCAGAUUGAGUGGAAAAUUGAACUACCUGGGCAUAGCGAUGUCUGGGAGGGGAUCUUGUUCUCUGUCUUAGACUUCACUGGGCGGCUGGUUUCGAAUGCGGUUUUUAACGAGCAUGUUGCAAUGUCAGACCAUGUGGGCAAUAUCACAAAAGAGGGCCCAACUCUGUUACCAGAAGCUGCAAAACUUGAGUCUCGAUAUAUCGUCUUGGUCUUACGUGCUGCACUGGGGGGAACUAACGCCAGAAAAGAGUUGAAUGCCCGUAUACUCUCUGGCCACCCUGCCAAGCCCGAUGUGCCAAGUCGCCAUGGUAGCUUGCAAGCCUCGGCGGAUCAUACACACAAUUUAUUGAUUAAAGCAAGGAAAACAAUGCAGCAAACCCUGGUUAAGAGCGCUGUUGGUGGAGAGGGGCUUGAAGGCUUGCGAUUGCCUCAACCGCCAGAGGAUGAUUCCACCUAUUCUUCUGAAGCUGAUUGUUGUGUUGAGAAAUUUGGGCAAGAGUGGUUGCUAGAGUCAGUGUGGGCCUUGAUAGGUUGGGAGUUGGUCGUUUAA
Molecule: messenger RNA, 1548 nt
Organism: Amorphotheca resinae ATCC 22711
Lineage: Eukaryota; Fungi; Ascomycota; Leotiomycetes; Helotiales; Amorphothecaceae
Exons: 3
Coding region: 1-1548 (515 amino acids)
Source: RefSeq, a predicted model, not a curated record